AUGAUAGAUGGAAUGCAGAUAAAAAACAACUCGAGAGAACUGGCGACAUCAAUGGAAUUCUUAAAACAUUCAGAGAACUCAAGUAAACCAAAUAAAGAUGGUUCGCGAGAUGAAAUUGCACAAGACGAAGAAACCGGAUUGAUCCUGGUCAUGUCUGAUGAGUGGAGAGUUACAGGCCGUGGAAAAUUCAAACGUGCUAGAUCAGGUAAAGCGCAUCUUAAUACAGGAGUUCCACGAGCACGUUUACUUCGUCUGGGAAAAGCUGCGUAUUCUCAUAGGACACAAAGAAAUCGGUUGAAAAAACUUCUACCUUAUGCCUUUUAG
Messenger RNA from Dentiscutata heterogama, 324 nucleotides. The record is from the annotation of a GenBank genome assembly. NCBI's taxonomy places the organism in Eukaryota, Fungi, Glomeromycota, Glomeromycetes, Diversisporales, Gigasporaceae.